This is a messenger RNA of Zingiber officinale, 1726 nucleotides long. Its product is annotated as ethylene-responsive transcription factor ABR1-like. The coding region runs from base 96 to 1172 and encodes 358 amino acids. The record is from RefSeq and is a predicted model, not a curated record. Gene Ontology annotation, biological process: regulation of DNA-templated transcription; ethylene-activated signaling pathway. Gene Ontology annotation, molecular function: DNA-binding transcription factor activity; DNA binding. NCBI's taxonomy places the organism in Eukaryota, Viridiplantae, Streptophyta, Magnoliopsida, Zingiberales, Zingiberaceae. The transcript has 2 exons.
UGUUUAUUAAGUUUUCGAUUUUGUAGAUGACUCGUUUGCUGUGUUAAGAUCUGCCAUCGUCGGGAGGAGGUGGAGGAGCUGCUUGAUUGUAUUCCAUGCAUGCGCAUCAAAGCUGCGAAGCCACACCACCGCCGGAGGCGGAUGAAAUGGAGGCGACGAUGAUGGGCUACCCAUCGGCAAUGGCGCCUGGGGAUGUGCUGCUUUCGGCCUACCGCCGAGGUUGGGAGCUUUCGACGAUGGUGUCGGCGCUGACGAACGUCGUGUCCGGGGAUGUGCGGGUCGCGAGGCGGCAACCGGCGGCGGCGGGCGUCGUCGUGGACGCGUUGUCGGUGGUCUCCUCUCCGUCGUCGUCGUCGUCGUCUCACUUAACGUCGGUGUACUCGCCGCCGCCUUUCAGCAGAACGGCGACGGCGCCGCCUUUCAGCAGAACGGCGACGGCGCCGCCUUUCAGCAGAACGGCGACGGCGCCGCCUGAUUUUGCAUUGAGGUAUUACUAUCAGGGUUUGGCUGGUGAUCAGCAGGGAAGCUACCAGGGAGAGGCACUUGCUGCUGUUUCAGAGCAGCAGUAUCCACAAGACGGCUUGCGACCGAUACUGAUACCGCCGCCGGCUCCGGUGGCUAUGAACCUAGGAGAGGCCUCCCCUGCUUCGUCCGAAGGCGAAAGGGUGGCCCCGCCACGCAAGUACCGCGGCGUGCGACAACGGCCGUGGGGGAAAUGGGCGGCGGAGAUCCGCGACCCCGUCAAGGCGGCCCGCGUGUGGCUCGGCACAUUCGAGACUGCGGAGGAAGCUGCGCGCGCCUACGACGAGGCCGCACUCCGCUUCCGUGGCAGCAGAGCCAAGCUAAACUUCCCCGAGAACGUCAGCCAGCUCCCGACGACGGCGCCAGGCCCGAACGCCCCGGCGAAUGACGCGGCCGCCGCUAGGGACUACCUGACCUACUCCCGGCUGUUGGAGGGGUCGUCGUCGGAUUUUCUUCUGGAUCAAGUCUUGUUGGCGAACUAUGGCUCGGUGGCUAGAGAGAGCGGCGGCACGGCGCGCUCGCACUCGUUACCGGUGUCCUCUGUUUCCUAUUCCUCUUACUCUCCGUUCUACCCUUCGAUGACAGAGCUGCCGGAUAGUUCUUGGAUGGGUUCCAGCCAGUUUCCUCCUCCAUCGUCUUCUUCCGGAUAGAAAUAGAACGGUCCUGUUCUUGCUCAUCACUUGCUUUCUCCUCUGCUUGGAUCCCACCUUUCCUAUUCUCUUGAAAUGGAACAGAGCUCACGUUCUGUCUCCUCCUCCCUCAUUUUCGUCCUUGUUAUUGACCGAUAUUGCUUUAUCACGCCUCAAAUCGGCGCACUGAAGAUCUGCACUUACGACUUUUGAAGCUUCGCCAUUUUCUUCCAUUGGCAGAAGCUCGGAGGAGCAAAUGGUAGAGAAGAGCUGUCUCCAAUCCCCGAGUAACCUAUUGCUUCUGUUGUGCAUAUGGAUGGAUCGUGCCCUGGAGAAAUCUGUCUGCUUCAACAGAUAAAUCGAAGAAACUAAUUGAAAGUGAGCAAACCAUAAAUUCUUAAAUCUUCGUUUUCUUUAAAGAAAGUUAAGCAUAAUUUUAUGCAUUCAUGAAAUUUAAGCAUUUAUUCUUUAAAGAAAGUUUUAUUGCCAUUCUUCCUUUAUAUUUCUUUUUCAUCUUUUUUUAUAUGUCCAUGUUUCGAUGUAAGGCAAAUAAGGCCACUUAAUAGAGGUGCUAA